UUAGAAAUAUGCACAAAUAAUACGAAAAUUAGUUGCUUGCAUGUGCAGGUUCAAUGCAUAGAUCUCAAUGAAUAAAAUAUUUGAACUUGAAAAUAUGUAAUUAAUUAAGCAUGGAUUCACACCAUAUAGCCUAUCUCAUGUCAGAUCAAAAAUUCAACUCUUCAUCAUAAGAUCAAGUCAAUUUAUUCAAAAAAAUAUAUCAGAGGUUAAAGAUGGCGGCUUAUGCAUCUCUAGUUUCUUUGUUGAAUACUAUGGAGCAGAUCCAGACUCAUCCUCUCCUCUCUACUUGUUUCGACAAGUACCAGAAUGAAUCUCUUCGCACAAAGGUUGAUUUCUUUCUGGAUUUUGUAGAGAAUUAUUCAGAUGCAGGCAGCAGAGAAGCAGACGAUUUGCUGAGGCGAAUUGCAUUCGUGGCUCAUGCGGCUGAAGAUAUAACCGAAUGCGAAGCAACAGAUCGAGUUCGUGCUGUUUCCACUAAAAAACGUCUCCAGAUGUUGCUCCAUCUGCAGAGAAUAAUCGACGGCAUGUUUUCAAUCGAGGAAAAGGUAAUCAAGUUUAAAGAAGAAACGGGGUGCAUAAACCGGCAGCCCUCGUAUUCGACGUCAUCAGCUGCAUCUGUGAAGACUGCAGCUAUGGUGGGAUUCGACGGCUACUUGGUGCAACUCUUGGAUCAGCUCACUGGACAGCCUCCUGAGCGGCGGAUAAUCUCAAUCGUCGGAAUGGGAGGGAUAGGUAAGACCACUCUCGCUAGAAACAUGUAUGAAAAUCGACUUACUGUUCAACAUUUUGAUGUUCGUGCCUGGGUUACUGUGUCGCAAGAUUACAAUGCUAGAGAAAUUCUUAAAGAAGCACUUUCUUGCCUAGGAGGAUUGAGUAGUAAUAUUGGUGAGGAUCAAUUAGGCGAAGAGUUGCAUAAAACUUUAUAUGGUAGGAGGUAUCUCAUUAUACUGGAUGAUGUGUGGAGCGUUGAGGUUUGGGAUAGGAUGAAUUUUUACUUCCCAGAAAAUAAUAAUGGAAGCCGAAUUGUGGUAACAACUAGGCUAUCGGAGGUGGUGGAUUAUUUUAGCUCCUCUGCAGUAGCAUUGAGCUUUCUUGAUGACAGUAAAAGUUGGGAGCUUUUCUGUGAGAAGACAUUUCCACGGGAAAGCUGCCCUCUUGAACUGGAAGACAUCGGAAAGAAGAUUGUUAACAAGUGCAAAGGACUCCCACUCGCGAUCGUCGUGAUUGGAGGCCUUCUUGGAAAAUCAUCUAGGACACAAGAAUACUGGGAGAAGAUUGGAGAUGAUAUAAGCUUGAUUUUGAAUUCAAGAGAGGGAAACAAAGUGUUGAGCAUAUUAUAUCUGAGUUAUAAGCACUUGCCUGCGUGUCUGAAAUCAUGUUUCCUUUACCUGGGAUUGUUUCCGGAAGACUAUGAUAUCCGUGUGUUCGAACUCAUUAAACUCUGGGUUGCUGAAGGCUUUAUAAAACCAAACACACACCAAAGUUUGGAAGAAAUCGCGGAGGGAUACGUAAAGGAGCUCAUCGACAGGAGUCUCCUUUUAGUUCGUGGGUUCAGACCACACAAGAGGUUCGAAACAUGUUCUGUUCAUGAUCUUGUAAGAGACUUGAGCAUCAAGAUUGCUGCAAAAGAGGACUUUGUUUGUGUGCAACGAGACGAAGAUGGGCGGCGUCACUUCACUGUUGAUGAAAGAACUUCAAGCUUUUACCGCCAAAACAAUAGCUCUGGUUUCAUGCUGCAGCCGCCAUCACUUGUCCAUCCUCAGAUAUUCACCGCCAAGUGUUAUUUGAUGACUACAUAG
Molecule: messenger RNA, 1799 nt
Organism: Salvia miltiorrhiza (redroot sage)
Lineage: Eukaryota; Viridiplantae; Streptophyta; Magnoliopsida; Lamiales; Lamiaceae
Product: putative late blight resistance protein homolog R1C-3
Exons: 1
Coding region: 213-1799 (528 amino acids)
Biological process (GO): defense response to other organism
Molecular function (GO): ADP binding
Source: RefSeq, a predicted model, not a curated record